This is a messenger RNA of Chrysemys picta bellii (western painted turtle), 814 nucleotides long. The record is from RefSeq and is a predicted model, not a curated record. NCBI's taxonomy places the organism in Eukaryota, Metazoa, Chordata, Testudines, Emydidae.
GCCCCGCGGGUUGUGCUGCUGCAGGUAUCGGCGGGGGAGGGGGCGGGAUCUGGGUCCCUUGUUCGGCUCCGUGGACCUGGAGUCAGGAAGCCCCUAGAGCUCCCCUCCGGCUCACGCCUCCCGAACCUCAGAAUAAUGGCCAGUAAGAAGAAGGAGAUAAUACUGCAGGUUACUAUCAAUAACCAGGAGCUUUGGGAGGAAAUGCUGGGUUUCAAAGGACUGAUAGUUGUUGAUGUGUAUCAAGGCUGGUGUGGUCCAUGCAGAACAGUCGUGAACCUUUUCAGAAAAAUAAGGAAUGAGCUUGGUGAUGACCUUCUGCAUUUUGCCGUGGCUGAAGUAGAUUCCAUUGAUGCUCUAGAGAACUACAGGGGAAAAUGUGAACCUACCUUUCUGUUUUAUGCAGGAGGAGAAUUAGUAGCUGCUGUAAGAGGAGCCAAUGCACCACUGUUACAGAAAACGAUCCUGGACCAGCUGGAGGCAGAAAGGAAGGUUUUAGAACAAGGAGCAGAACGUGUGGGGAUUAAGGAUGAAGUCCUCUCCAAGGAAGGAGAAGAUGCCACCAUCGUUCAGGAAGAAGAAUAGGAAGACGAGCUGGGAAAGCAAUCCUGCCACAAUGAGAUUAAUGUACCCCUAAUCUUCUGGGAUUGCUUUUUCCAUUGUCCUAUUGAAGCAGAGGAAUUUUAGAGACACCUUUUUGCCCUUUAUACAUGCUGCAUCUACAUACUGUGCUGCUUUUGCUCCUCCCUCUGAAGAUAUUUGCACACAAUUAAUGUGUUUAUGAACUGGCAUUAAUGAAGAAAUUCAGUGUCUGAUA